This is a messenger RNA of Glycine soja, 288 nucleotides long. RefSeq lists its product as uncharacterized. Bases 87 to 287 code for a protein of 66 amino acids. The transcript has a single exon. Lineage: Eukaryota; Viridiplantae; Streptophyta; Magnoliopsida; Fabales; Fabaceae. The record is from RefSeq and is a predicted model, not a curated record.
AAUCAAACCAAAAACGUUAGCAAAUUGUGUUUGGUAUCCGUGUCAGACUUCACGCUUCAUAAGUAUUGACACAAAGUGUGAUUGUAAUGUGUCUGGUGUUUGUGUGCAACGAGGAAGAAAGGGUGUUGGGGAGACAGACAGCACCAGGGGCAUGCCCUUAUUGUGGAGGGAUGGUACAAGCCAUUAAUGUAGAGAGCCAGUGGAGGUUCUGUUUUCUGCCAUUAUGCUUUAAGACCAAACGCAAAUACUAUUGUACCAUGUGCACAAGAAGACUAGAGGUGAUCUAAC